This is a messenger RNA of Leptidea sinapis, 667 nucleotides long. Its product is annotated as prefoldin subunit 1. Gene Ontology annotation, molecular function: protein folding chaperone. The record is from RefSeq and is a predicted model, not a curated record. Lineage: Eukaryota; Metazoa; Arthropoda; Insecta; Lepidoptera; Pieridae. The coding region runs from base 96 to 470 and encodes 124 amino acids. Gene Ontology annotation, biological process: protein folding. The transcript has a single exon. Gene Ontology annotation, cellular component: cytoplasm; prefoldin complex.
CUUUGUAAUUUAGAUUGAUCAUUGAAGUCACAGGAUACAUUUUAAAAUACUUUUAGUUUUAUAGUAUUGAAGUAACAUAACCUUAGUUUCUAGAUAUGUCUACUUCUGUUGAUCUAGAGCUUAAAAAAGCUUUUGGGGAGCUACAUGUUAAAGUGUUAAAUACUAGUAAAAAGAUUCAAAUGAUCGAUACUCAACUAGAAGUGUUUGAACAAGUGAUGCGCCAUGUAGAAAUAACACAAGGAGAAAUUGGAGCAAUGCCACCUGAUACAAGAAUAUAUGAUUCUGUCGGCAGAAUGUUCCUAUUAACAGACAUGGAGGUCGUUAAAACAAACCUUGUUAAUAAACUUAACCAUUUCUCAUCCAGAAUCACAGAACUCGAGGAAAAUAAGAACUACUUAGAGAAAAACUUAAAAGAAAGCCAAGAUAAUAUUAGAGAAAUGGUGGAACAAUGGAAACAACAAACAAAAUAAAUCUAACUUAAUGUAUGAUAUUUAUAUGUAAUGUAAUAUAUUUAUAAAUCUUAAAAAUGAAGUUUUGAACAUAGAAAUGUCCCAAAUUGUACUGCAUAAAAAAGUAUGACGUAUAUGACGAUGUAAUAUUUCAUUAUUCUUUCUGAGAUAUUAUCUGAAAGUAUGAUUAAUUGAUUGAAUAAAAAUUAUGAACUGUU